AUGCUCAUAAAUAAAAGCCACCAGUUUAUAAGGGCCACCCUGAAAUGGAUUUCUGUUAUCCUGGGCAAACAGUUGAGAGAUCAUUUGUAUCAGGGAAGGCACCAAGAAGAUUGGAACCAGAAUUGGUCAAUCAAUGACUUUAGGGACAACAUCCUCCUUUCUGAUUGCAUCCAGAAACUUUUCGAUAUCAAUGUGCUAUACCUAAUAUUCAAUUUUCUCUUGGAUGAUAAGCUUGUGAUGUCGUUUCAAGGGAUCCAAGCACAAGGGAAAAUGGUAACUGAGGACACUAUUUAUUCACAUCCGGAAUUGUAUCAGCAUUUUUUUCAAUCGAUACACACAUUAUGGUCUCAGCAAUGUCGAAAGAAAUUGAAUUCAAAGUUUUACCACUUUCUGAAUCCUGGUGCUAUUCGGUUUUUCUACUUACAAUUGAAUAGAGAAGAACCUUUGCAAUUGAAUCAAAUCUCGUUCCAAUGUUUGUUCCAAGUAUUUCAUAUCUGUGAACUCAUGUUGACAGUAGGUCUAAAUUGCAAUAAAUCUGCGGUUUGUUUAACGUCUUUAACCGUUCUGACCGAGGAGGAAAACUUGUUAUUGAAGCAAGAUCUUGAAUUCAGCAUGGUUAGAAACUAUUUGGUCUACAAGCAAAAGAAAUAUGGGAUAGAAUUCUUGGAAAAUAUACAGGAUUAUGUUGAUCUACUAGAGAACUCCUUGAAAGAAAAGCAAUCUGAAUCAAUUGUUCAGGAACCAAACGAGGAUGCGUACAGAGUUCUAUUAUGGGAAAAAAAGUUGAUGGAAAAAGUAAUCUAUUAUCAAUCUUCCCUGGACUUUUCUUCUAUCAAUUUGCGCUGA
Komagataella phaffii GS115 is the source of this 846-nucleotide messenger RNA. RefSeq lists its product as hypothetical. The record is from RefSeq and is a predicted model, not a curated record. The coding region runs from base 1 to 846 and encodes 281 amino acids. The transcript has a single exon. NCBI's taxonomy places the organism in Eukaryota, Fungi, Ascomycota, Pichiomycetes, Pichiales, Pichiaceae.